Ctenopharyngodon idella (grass carp) is the source of this 1338-nucleotide messenger RNA. It is a transcript of the gene ftr66, whose product is annotated as finTRIM family, member 66. The transcript is spliced from 3 exons. The annotation marks the transcript as partial. NCBI's taxonomy places the organism in Eukaryota, Metazoa, Chordata, Actinopteri, Cypriniformes, Xenocyprididae. The record is from RefSeq and is a predicted model, not a curated record. Gene Ontology annotation, molecular function: protein binding.
UUACAGAACUGUCAUUCCUUCUCUUCUGGCCUUCCUAACCCACCCAUCACAAUAGCUACACUCUCAGAUUUUAGCAAGGUGAAUGAUGCAAUAUCUACUCUAAGGAAGAAGCUUGAAGCAGUCUUUAAAGGGGAAUGGCUCCGGAUCUAUCAAGCAGCUAGAUCAAUGAAGAUCCUUCACUGCACAGUGCCCAAAAUUAGAUCAGAGUUCCUGCACCAUUCCAACUCUCUGCAACUAAAUCCUUUAACAGCCCACAAGGACCUUCGUUUGUCCAAUGGGAACAGAGAAGUGGCCGUUCAGAGCCAAGAGCAAUCCUGUCCCGACCACCCGGAGCGCUUUGAUUACUGGUGCCAGGUGCUGGGCACUGAGGGCCUGACAGGCUGCAGCUACUGGGAGGUGGAAUGGAGUGGGAUGGGAGUAAACAUUGCCGUCGCAUACAAAAACAUUGCCAGGAAAGGGGAAAGCAGUGAAGCUCACUUCGGGUACAAUGACAAAUCCUGGAGUUUGUUCUGCUGCAAGAGAGGUUAUGCUUUCCGGCACAACGGGAUUGUCAGUAAGAUCUCAGAGCCUGGCUCGUCAAAGAUAGGUGUUUAUCUGGAUCAUAGGGCCGGGACACUAGCUUUUUACAGCAUUGAUGACUCAAUGAACCUCCUUCACAGGGUUCAGACCACAUUCACACAACCUCUCUACCCUGGCUUUGAGUUCGUGUGCUGUGGAGCCUCGAUCAAGUUGUGUCAGCUGGAGUGAGGGAAAAAGGAUGGGCCUAUUUGGCAUUGGAAAUUAAAGAAUGUGUAAAUAUGUGUAAAGAUAAAUUUGACUCAACAAAUAUCAACACUACUUUUGCAAGAAAUUAUUACUAAGUAGGCUAUGCACAAUGAUCAAAUUUUGGCUGAUAAUUAUUUUCAUGUUAUGUUCAAUAACUGAUAGCUAAUGGCUGAUAUUAAAAUAAUGUAACAAUUUUGUAUAAAUGAAUUAAUAAUAAAGUACUAAAAAGCUAAGUGAAUUUAGACAUCAAAAAUGGAUAUUCAGUAUGAUUUGCAUAUAAAAACUCAUAAAAAACUCUAAUAUAUUGUAUAUAUGGAAGGCUUCUUAUAUAUUGUGUACUCCUAAUUGUACAUUAUGCAAAAUAUCUUUUUUUUCAGUCAGCGAAACACUUGUGACACAUUUAUGUCUAUGAUCAUGUCUUUCCAUUUAAACUACCACACAGUGAAUUGCUGUUAUUUCUAUCCGUGGAAUGUCCCUUGAGGUUAAUAUUGUCUGACAGCCUUUACACUUUUAUUCUCUGUCAGUUAUGAUUAAAAAGUAUGUAACAAUCCAAAUAAAAUACAUUUUGUUUUG